Messenger RNA from Neoarius graeffei (lesser salmon catfish), 735 nucleotides. It is a transcript of the gene sh2d1ab, whose product is annotated as SH2 domain containing 1A duplicate b. The transcript has 3 exons. Bases 28 to 354 code for a protein of 108 amino acids. The record is from RefSeq and is a predicted model, not a curated record. NCBI's taxonomy places the organism in Eukaryota, Metazoa, Chordata, Actinopteri, Siluriformes, Ariidae.
AGGCAGAGAACUGCAACAAGUGGCACGAUGGAAUCGCUGUCUGUUUAUCAUGGGGCAAUCAGCCGAGAGACGUGCGAGAAGCGCCUAGGUGAGGCGGGCAGAGAUGGCAGCUACUUAAUUCGAGACAGCGAAAGCGUCCCCGGUGCUUACUGCCUCUGUGUCCUGUGCAAUGGCUAUGUCUACACUUACCGCUUACAGCAAAACAAUGCAGGCUCCUGGGCCGCAGAGACAGCACCUGGUCAACAGAAACGCUUGUUUCGUAGAGUGAAGAAUUUGAUAAGUGCUUUUGAGAAACCAGACCAAGGCAUUGCCAUUCCCCUACUCUACCCUGUGACUGUUCAAAAUCAUUCAUAACAGCCCGAAUACAUCCCAAAUAAACCCUUCAGCAUAAGGAGCAUGGAAGAAGAAACUGAAUUAUAUUGACUUAUUAUGAUUUGUUGUUAUUAUUAUUAUUAUUAUUAUAAGACUCAGAUGGAUUUUUGACUCAAAAUUUUCUGUAAUAAUCAUGAUUCUAACAAACUAAAUCCAUACCCUGAUAUGUAUAUAUUUUAUGCUGGGCAUUUGUCUAAAAAAAAACAGGAGAGUAGAUAAUUUGUGAUUGGUGAUUGUACAGAAGGCGGUGAUAUGGUAAUAUGUUCCUUCUAUUUGGCUUCUAGAGUCAGUGAAACCUAAAACUGUGUCUAUAAAUGCAAUAGAAAAAUACAAAAUAAAUACUAACUUUAAGCUGAUAUGAAA